This is a messenger RNA of Cercocebus atys (sooty mangabey), 9782 nucleotides long. RefSeq names its product potassium channel, inwardly rectifying subfamily J, member 15 (gene KCNJ15). Gene Ontology annotation, biological process: regulation of monoatomic ion transmembrane transport; potassium ion import across plasma membrane. Lineage: Eukaryota; Metazoa; Chordata; Mammalia; Primates; Cercopithecidae. Gene Ontology annotation, molecular function: inward rectifier potassium channel activity. The coding region runs from base 6138 to 7265 and encodes 375 amino acids. Gene Ontology annotation, cellular component: plasma membrane. The transcript has 3 exons. The record is from RefSeq and is a predicted model, not a curated record.
AUUUCUGGUUCUAGAUCCUUGAGGAAUCGCCACACUGUCUUCCAUGGCUCUAAGUAUUUCUUAAUCCUCAUACAGGCAGACUUUCUUACUAAUCUCUUUAGAGAUGAGGAAAGCAGGGUGCAGAGGUUAAGAACAUGCCGGGGCCACAGGCUUCAGAGAGGGGUGAAACUGGCCUUUGAAGCUAGGUCAUCCAUCUCUAGAAGCCACACCCUUAAGCCUCUGCUGCAGGAGAUGAAAGUUAAGCAUAGGCAAUGAGGAGUCACUGAAGAUUUUGGUUUUCUGAGUCCUGAGCUGCACUUCAGAAAAAACAGUCUGGUAGUGAUGACCAAGUGACUAAUUCAGAGGGCAUUUUGAGAGACUCAGUGAAAGGAAUGAAAACCUGGACCAGUGUGGUGGCUGUGGGAAGGGGCAGGAGAGACACUUGUGCAAGGGGGAUUCAGCAGGUGGAAUCUGGGGCUUGCACUGAUUGGAUACAGGAGUAAAGUUGCUUAAACAGGGAGAGGUGAGAAUGAGGACACCAUUGUUAGGAAACAAAAAUCAGGAUAUGUAGCUGGAUUUAGGGAGAAUUAUAUGCCUUCAGUUUUGGAUGAGUCAGUUCUGGACUGCUCUCAUUCCAGGGGAUGUUGGAAACAGAGACUGGAUCCCUGAGGAGAUGCUGUUGGUAAGCAUUGAUUAACAUCAUGGGACUCUGAAUGGGCAGUAGGGUAACUCAGAGGAUGCCAAGAGAGAAUAGAAAGAUAUAAUAAAAGAGGAUGAGCACAAGACCUUGGGGAACAUAAUUACAAAGGAUGGGGAAGAACAAAAACCCACCACACUGCAGGAGAAUGAACUCUCAGAGAGGCAGAUAGAUGACCAAUGAAUCUGCUGACCCACUAGCAACCAACAGGAGGAAUUUUCUGAGGGAGACACAGUUAAUGGCACCACCCUUGAUUCAUAUAUCAGAGAAGGGGAAAUGGAGGGUGUUGAGGGGAAGAACCAGUGAAAGAGGAAGGCUUGGUAUCACCCUGCCAACUCAGUUCAGAUGAAAAGUGUGAGAGGAACUGAGAGAUUAUCAUUUGGCUGGCAGAGCAGAGUUCUCAGGGUCCUGGAAGCUGGCUGCCUUCAAGCCUAUUAAUGGUGAAUGUUUCUUAUGCUGUUUUUUGCUAAAUUUGACAAACCCAUUCAUCUUCCUCCUCAAAGUCAACUGAGUUAUUCACUCAGUUAAAUCCAUCAUGACUUAAGAAGUAUAUGCUUAGCUUGGAGAGGGGGUUACAUCUGUUCCUGUAGUCACAUAAUUACUGGAGACAUGAAGGAAGAUUCCAGCAACUCAGGCCCCUUCUGAACAGGUUGAAUACCUGGUUUUUACGAGCAACCAGCUUCAGUUUUCUGAGAAGCUCUGAGUAACUACAAGUAAACUACAAGUCUGUUCUUGAAUAUGUUUAUAAUAAAAAAGGAAAGAUAAUGCAGUUAUUUGCUAAUUGCUGCAAUGAUUAAAGCAAGAUUUUUCAAGUUUAUCCUUUCAUAAGACCGGCAACCUUUUGAACACAAACAGGAUCUGACAAAAAUAGUAAUAACGAAAGCGGGAGAACAAGGAAGCAAUGCCAGUUUUCUUCAGAACAAUCAGUUGCCACCGACUUCGAACCUACCUGCAGUUUAAAGUUUCUUUGGCUGGGACUAUCUUCUGUUUUUUCAGUGCUGUACUGUGAUUCAGCCAAACUUCAGCAAAAAAGGAAGUGCUGCGUUAUACUAGUAUUGAAAGUUAUGUAGGUGGAUUUUUUAAAAAAAACACUACAGCCUAAAUUUUCUUAGCAAAAGUCAAAUGAGUAACAACACACAGUUUGGAAACAUUUGGAUAGGAGAAAACAAAUAUCUGAUAAGAGUACUUAAAAUCUGACAAAAAAAAAAAAAAAAAGGUGGGAGGAGAGUGAGAAAAAGCCCCUGACAGGUAAUGGUAGAAACGUGACAAAUGGAAGGUCAUUCUAAUGAGAGAGGCAGCCUGGUCUCAUGGAAAGAGACUUUGGCCUUUGGAAUCUGACCUUCCCGGAUGUGAAUUCCAGGUGUGCAGACUCCUGGCCGCAGUGCUUUUGGGAAAGGUGCACUAAUGUUCUGAGCUUCAUUUUCUUAGCACAUUAUGAGGCAUAUGGCAAAUAGACAGGUGGGUUACUUCUCUCUCCACGCCAGGUUUCGGAGGUUUCAGAGAAGCUGGUCUGACCCCAUCUCCCAGUGUCAUUGAGAAAACUGAAGCUCGGAGGGGCUGGGUCACUUGCCUGAGGUUUUGCAGCACAUAGAAGAGCUCGUUCUCCUAAUGUGGUUUGGAACUCCUCACCAGGCCUCCUCCUAUCCCAGGUGGAAACUAAAUCCCACUGAUUCUCCACCCUCCUUCUUCCCCAGGACAAGGCUGAGCUCAAGGCUUGUCCCUAAGGCAGCUGGUGAAGGAAAGGUUCAUCUUGGAGGUAGAAGCGCUGGACUGGAGUCCCCACCUGUGGGCUGAGGGAUCCUCCACACGUGAUUCAGCCUCUUAGUUUCUCAUUUGCAAAAGGCAGGGUAAUUCCUACCACAGGACAACAAGGAAGUUAAAUGGUAUAAUUUUUUGUGAAAGUGUUGUGGAAAGCACUUCCGUCUUCUAUCUCAUGAAUCAGUAGGGAAUGAGCAUUCUCAAAAUGACCAGAACGAUUCCUAAUUUCCUUCCUAAGGACCUGAUUCCCUUUUUAUACGUUCUUUUUGUUCUAAAAACAAAACUUACUUUAUAAAGAAAGCCUGAAUUCCAGAGCCAGAGUCUAUCCUUUAAAAACUUUCAAGCUUUUUUUUUAAAAAAAAAAAAAAAAACUUAUAAAAGGCAUUAUACCCUAUAAGCCACUCAUACUUUCAUAAGCAAGAGUUGCAAUGUGAAAAAACAGUGGUCAACAGUGAAAAAACUCACUUGCUGGGUUUGCCUGUAUGAACAAGUAUUGUUAAUACAAAUUGAAUCAGAAAUUACCCUUGUCAUUGUUUUCUUCUGGAGUUUCUUCUUUCAUUUCUGUUUAAAAAUACACAGACACAUUUUAAAAAGUAACUAUCUUCUAUGUUUUAUAAGGAGGAGAAGGUGAUAAAGAAGAAGAAAAUGAAUUUGGCAUGCAAGUGGGCCUGGCUCUGGAAUUCGGGUGGGUCUAGGAAAAAGUACAGACCUCAGUGGAAAACAUAUACGGGUGUGUGGGAAAUCCCUGUAAACUAUAAAUUGACUACACAGUGCUUAAGCUGGUGUGGAGAGAAACCACAAUGCUCUCUGAAACCAGAGAGGAGGGGACAGAGAGUAAGUUUUGCAUGAAGAGAGCACAAACUGUCCCUGGGAGAUGGAGCUGCUAGUAAUUUUUGGCAGGCUUAACUGGAUCUAUUGAAAGUUACCACUGUAAAACCCCACUGUUGCACCCUGGGGUUCUCCGUGGGAUGCCCCUACUUGUAUCAUCCAGGAACCCUAUGGCCUGACUCUGCUUCACCCACACUUCUUCCCACUGCUCCCCAACAAGGCCCCCCCGUUCAGUUGUUCCUGUAUGCUUCCCCACUUCACUGCCAUUGCCUGUGCUGUUCCAUUUCCUGGAAAGCGUUCUUUCCCUGUUCUAUUAGAAUCUCAUUAUGAAGUUUGAAGCCCUUCAAGGACUGUCAAGACUCAGCUUUCCCUUCCCCAUGGGGCCUUACCUCUUCUACACUUUCUAAAUGUUAUCUUCUCCAGGCUGAACAAAACCUAGUAUGUCUCUGUGCCGCUAAGGACUAAUCAGAUGCUGUGUCCUCAUUCAUUUGGUGUUGGUGCCUCCCAUAUCUCCCAUCAGAUUACCAGCCCCUGGAGGGCUGAGAGCACGUUAGACUUGGCUGAGCUAGAAUCAGCUCCCUUUUGCACCCUGAGCUGAGUGCAUGCAGGUCUGCAUUUGUAAUCUAGCCUAAUGCAACAUGAAAUUUAUUAUCUCUCUUUCUACAAAUGAGGAAACUGAAGAUCAGGGAGACAGCGUCACUCGUCCAAAGCUACCAGCCCAGGUGCCUUUCAGAAGGCAUCUCACUCCAUCUUCAGGAUGAUCCCAGGGGGUAGGCUUUCAGACUUUGACUCCUCCUAUAAGGUCAUCACUUGAAGAUCUGAGAUUUGAACCCAAGUCUGUCUGGCUCCUACCCUGUACCUUUCCCACUAUAGCAUAUUGUGUCCCUGUCACCAAACUGCCCAACACGAAGUUGAACAUGGAAUCAUGUCAAAUGAACUUGUGAUCAUCCCAUUUUGUCAAAACUAAGAGAACAUUAAAAAAAUCAGCAAAUUUGACCAGAGCAGUGUAUUUAUGGCAAGACCAAGGCAAAACUUGAUUCCUUAUUCUCUGCUUUAUCAUAACGACUGAAAAGGUUCACAGGUAUAUUCAUAUUUAAGGGAGUGUGUAACUGUUCUAAUUCCCUAUACGUUGCAUGCAUCAUCAGGAAUUUCAUAUGCAGCAGAUAGGCAUACAGCCAGAUUUCUGCAACAGCCAAAGGCAUUUCUGAGUGGCAACACCACUCUGAUCUGGUGGAGCCAUGUCCAUCUGGACACUGGGGAGCCCCAGGCCAGCAGGGUUUCUGCUAAGUGGACCUUUCCAAAUCCUCUCUGGGACAAAACCAGGUUGGGCAUCUUCAAGAAAAGAUGCUCUUGUAAAGUUGUUGUAGCUGCUUAAAUAAGCCCCAAAUAGAAUCUAGUCAGUCUCUCUGUGCUUUUCUUUAAAUUUCCCUUCAUAGAAAGCUAAAACUUAAAGAGAUUUCAGAGAAGCUAGUCUGACCCCAUCUCCCAGUGUCAUUGAGAAAACUGAAGCCCGGAGGGGCUGGGUCACUUGCCUGAGGUUUUGCAGCACAUUCUCCUAAUGUGGCCUAGAACUCCUCACCAGGCCUCCUCCUAUCGCAGGUGGAAACUAAAGAGGAAAAGAUGAAGCUGAACUCAGAGGGAAGCAACAUAAUUAAACUGGUUUAUCGUUUGGCAACAGAGAUCAGAGGAGUGAGUGGAAAGAAACUGAAAAUCGGUUAAACACUCGCAGUUUGAAAGAGGCAUGCGAUUCCUGCUUUUCCUAAGCAGCUGAAAUGUGUUUAUAGAUCCUUCCUGGAGCUCUCUCAUUGCUAUUGUCCUAUAAGGGGAAUUCCUGGAGACUGAGCUGGGUGGUAUUUGAGUAUUCUUCUCAAUGGAAAGCAAUGAGCCUGUGUGCUACACUGCUUAGGCCACACGAUCCCCCAAGCCUGGGCUGCCAAACGUGGUCAUCAUUGUUCCAGCAGAUCAUACCCAUCCUGUGCAGAAGGUCACUGUAGGAACACAUGGCACAGGGAAGAACACGCCCAUAAAAAUUCACAUGGUGCUUGUCUAAACCGAAGGCAGGUGAGAUCCAUCCACUGUCAUGGGGAGCUGCUAGCAUGCUCCCAUGUGUUUACAAUAAUUUCUCCACCAAAAGAGGCUGCUUUAAAAACAAACUGCCAAAACCUGUGACCCAGUGCCACAUUGAGACAGAAAGCAUGGGACUGUGACCGUUUUAAGAAUUACUAAAGUAUGAGGCUUGACCAGAUCAUUUUUCCAAGGAUCCAGAGCCCUUUAGAGAGAAUUCAAGAGAAUUUCUGGUGACUUCUACCACCUCUGAAGAAUUAAAAAACUCACGUGUGCUGCUUUCUCGGCCUCUGUGGUAGUUUAUUCUGCUUGGCAGUUUUUGUUGUCAAAUAGUUUUUUAAAAAUCUGGAGCUAUCUCAGAUAUAAAUACCUUAUGAUGCCAAAGGACUGUCUUUCACCCAUAAAAACUGAAGCCAUGUGCCAGAAGCCCUCGUGGCUCAAGGGCUCUGUCCUUGGACACGGAUGAGGGCAGCUGGGCGGUGGGACCGAGGCUCUGCCUGAAUGCUCAGCUUCUGCAGGCUAGGGUGGAGAGUGUGCUCCCGCCUACUGGCUCGGCCAGCACAGGAGCACGUAUCCUGCAGGUUUGGGUUGCACACAGGCUUUCCCCUGCGGAGUCAGUUCCCCAGACCUCUUCAUCACUUCCCCAGAUCUCUGGGAUCUUCCGCUGAGAUUGGGCCCCAGCACCUGGACUCAAGGCAGUAGCAGAAUCCCAUGGUAGCCAGGUGGGUGAAGGGGAGCGCGGACGUUCUACCUGCCUUGAAGAAGACACCUGACCUGCGGAGUGAGUGACCAGUAUUUCCAGAGCCUGGCCAUGGAUGCCAUUCACAUCAGCAUGUCCAGCACCCCCCUGGUGAAGCACACUGCUGGGGCUGGGCUCAAGGCCAACAGACCCCGCGUCAUGUCCAAGAGUGGGCACAGCAACGUGAGAAUUGACAAAGUGGAUGGCAUAUACCUACUCUACCUGCAAGACCUGUGGACCACAGUUAUCGACAUGAAGUGGAGAUACAAACUCACCCUGUUCGCCGCCACUUUUGUGAUGACCUGGUUCCUUUUUGGAGUCAUCUACUACGCCAUCGCGUUUAUUCACGGGGACUUAGAACCUGGUGAGCCUAUUUCAAAUCAUACCCCCUGCAUCAUGAAAGUGGACUCUCUCACUGGGGCAUUUCUCUUUUCCCUGGAAUCCCAGACAACCAUUGGCUAUGGAGUCCGUUCCAUCACAGAGGAAUGUCCUCAUGCCAUCUUCCUGUUGGUUGCUCAGUUGGUCAUCACGACCUUGAUUGAGAUCUUCAUCACCGGAACCUUCCUGGCCAAAAUUGCAAGACCCAAAAAGCGGGCUGAGACCAUCAAGUUCAGUCACUGUGCAGUCAUCACCAAGCAGAAUGGGAAGCUGUGCUUGGUGAUUCAGGUAGCCAACAUGAGGAAGAGCCUCUUGAUUCAGUGCCAGCUCUCUGGCAAGCUCCUGCAGACCCAUGUCACCAAGGAGGGGGAGCGGAUUCUGCUCAACCAAGCCACUGUCAAAUUCCACGUGGACUCCUCCUCUGAGAGCCCCUUCCUCAUUCUGCCCAUGACCUUCUACCAUGUGCUGGAUGAGACGAGCCCCCUGAGAGACCUCACACCCCAAAACCUAAAGGAGAAGGAGUUUGAGCUUGUGGUCCUCCUCAAUGCCACUGUGGAAUCCACCAGCGCUGUCUGCCAGAGCCGAACAUCUUAUAUCCCAGAGGAAAUCUACUGGGGUUUUGAGUUUGUGCCUGUGGUAUCUCUCUCCAAAAAUGGAAAAUAUGUGGCUGAUUUCAGUCAGUUUGAACAGAUUCGGAAGAGCCCAGAUUGCACCUUUUACUGUGCAGAUUCUGAGAAACAGAAACUUGAGGAGAAGUACAGGCAGGAGGAUCAGAGGGAAAGAGAACUGAGGACACUUUUAUUACAACAGAGCAAUGUCUGAUCAUAGGAGUGCCAUCCAGGUUUAACCCUGCAAGCUGAUUCCACAUCAGAACUCCCAUCAAACACAAAGAUUGCUGUGAAAACGAAAAUGUGUAGAUGCACUCUCAAAAACUGCACGGACAUACAAAAUCAAUCUUUCCCUUUGAUCUUGUGGCUAAACCAGCAUUUCUGUGUUUGAGAGAUUUCCUUUUAAGUGCUUCGAAUGAAAGUGAACUCUCAUAAUUCAAAUUAUAUAAAAUAAAGCUACAUUUCUAAGAGCUUGGUGUAGGGCAAUUGGAAUAGUGUCCUGUUAGAUAAACAGACAUUUAGCAAUACUGACAUUAAAAGGAAAUGUAUUUCUGUACAAGAUUAUUAGCUCUAAUAUAAGAUAUUUAUUUAACCAAUAACCUUAUGGCCGAGAGUUGAUUUGUGGUUCAGUAUUCAUUGAUCUCACUGCUUUAAAACAUGCUGUUUUUGUUCAAGCAGGAAAAAUAUUAUAUCUAAUGAUGUCUAUUUGGUAAUACCUGAAAAGACGUAGAGCGACUCUCUAUUCACAAAAUAUAGUAAUUUCAUUUUUACCUUUCUUCAGUGGACUGAAUUGUAUGGAAGGAAAUCGAUCAGAUCUGUCAUUCACAACUGUGGAAACCUACACAAAUGGGGCUGAUGCCAUUGUUUCCUCUAUUUUUUAAUUUUAUUUUUAUGUUUUGGAAUUUACUAUCCUCUUUCCAUUCAAAAUGUUUCCAUUCAAAAUGUGGUUCACAGACCCACCGCAUCAGCACCAUCUGAGCGCUUAUUCAUAACGUGUAGAUUCUCAGGCCCCAGCCAGACUUACAGAAUUGGGGUGUCUGUAUCUUAACAAGAACCCCAGAUGAUUUGUAUACAGAUAAAAGUUUGAAAGCUCUGCUCUGGACAAUGUUUUCGAAGCAACUUUCUGAAGCCAUGUGGAAAACUGACUCUGUGGGUCCCGUAUCCCCAUGGCAUUCAGACCUGGCCCCUCUCCAUUUCAUUAUUAUUGGCCAAUAUUUCUUUCAGCCAUUUCAUUAUUAUUGGCCAAUAUUUCUUUCAGUCAUUUCAUUUCUUGUCUAUUAAAAUGCCUUGCCCAUAAAGGAACUGCAUAGAAUUAUCCCCUGACAUUCCAAGAGCAAAAUAAAGCUCUUGAGAGUAAUUGCUGUCUCAGUCAUGCUUGCUGAUUACAGUUAGCACAAAAGAAAAAUUCAGCUGCCUGACAAUACAGGAAAUGUUCUCAGAUGCUGAAGUUUGUAAGGUCCGGUGGGGCCAUGAGGAAGAAGAGGAGCUGAAGGUAAGGAACUCAUAAACAAGAUGACUCUCUGACGCAUGAACAAGAUUUGAAAAUCUCAAACCUGUAAAGAAUACCCCCGCUAUUUAAAUAAGGCUCAUACCAAGAGGUAACAUUUUGCCCCGGGCAAAAUUCAGGGGUCGAGUGCCCUGCAUUCCUUUGAGGCAAAAAAUAACUGGUCUAUGACUGGUUAAAUGUCCAAAAGGUGAAUUCUCAUUUCAUUCACAGAUUUGCACAUUCACUCAAGCAGAAUGUGGCCAUGAAUAUUCAGUCCCUGCAUACGUACAAAGAUGUACACAUGAUUCCCGCCACCACACACACAUACACUCACACACACGUACACACACACACACAGGCCCUGGCUCUUCAAGCAUAAUCAUGAUAGUCAUCAGUGAAAGAUAUUUGCGAUUAAGACAGCAAGUCCUUGACAAAUAUAUUCAUGUCUAUUUGGUUCUAUAAAAAUAUGAACAUUGAGACUCAGAGAAAAUGGGGAAAAUAAAGUGGAUUCAGAUAAUCAGUGAAAUGAUGGUAUAGAUUACAGUAGAUCUACUAUAUAUUGAUGUUACUGCAUUUGCAAAUGUCCUCCCAUUAAACAGAAAAUGUGGCGAAAACCCCUGGCCUGGAACUGAACUAGUUUAAGGUGUGUGUAAGGAUAAUGGGAGUCAAGUUUGUGAAAGUUUAAAGAACAAUCUCAAUCCACGAACAAGAGGGAGGAUGUUGUCUUUAAUUAUUUAGAAGGUUUUUUUUUCCUUGUCUGUUGAUAAGUUUAUGGAAGGUUGCUUUAGAUCUCCAUUCCUUAAAAAAUAUUACAUGGCAGUGUAGUUAGAUAUUAUCUCUUUUAGUUAUUAUACUUGCUAUUUUUACUGUAUACUGUGGUAUAAUCAACAAAAAAUAAUUCCAUGGGCAUGUUUACACCUUUUCUGUUGCACUAUUAAAUUCUUUUCACAGUAUUUAUAUCAAUGCUAAUUUAAAUGUGAUGCUGAUUAAAAAUCUUACUCAUUUAUAUUGUAUCUGGUACAAGGACAUAGCAUAAGAUUCAGAAAAAUUUUUGUAUUGUCAUUUAGCGUAUCAAUUUCAGCCAAAUUUGGAAGACUUGAUCAUCUUACCUUUUGCUCUACACACUCAAAACAAAUAUUGGAGUAGAAAUAUCACCUUAAAAUAUAUCUUAAUUUACAUUUAGAUAAUAUUGAAAUCACAUUCUAUUAAAAUUGGAAAUUUAAUUCAAAUAAAAAUCAAACAAAA